AUGUUAUGCUUUUUCAUCAUGUUUAUGUUUGCUCUUUCCCUUGACUGGUGUUGGGAAGGUGAUGUGUUACAAUGUUUUCAAAAGAAAAUAAAACAAUGCGACUCGUCUUUUAUUAUUUACACAAAUGAGUCGCUUAGUUACUUUGGUAAAGAUACAAAAAGUUUCAAAAUAAUGUGCACUUUAGUUUCUUCAUUAAUAAUUAAUAUUCCAAAAGAUUUGGCUUCAAUAUGGGUAUCAUUGAAUAACACACACCUUCUCAUUCAAAAGAAGGACGAAGAGUUGGUAAACAAAAAUGUUAAAAAAUCUGAAUUUUUUAUAUUUAAUGACAUUUCGAAAACACCAAAAAACAAAACUUCUUUUUUAAAAAGUGGAGGAAUUAAAUGUAAUGGUUUUUAUAACAACCAUUGUUCAAUUUGUCAUGAUACAUUAAAUAGUUGCAAAUAUUGUGAAAAUGGGUUUAGCCCCAUGUAUAACACAACCUAUAGCAAUACAGUCCAAUGUGCAAACAUUUUGACAACGAGGCAGUAUUGGUGGUGUGGCGCCAACAACGAAAAUACUGUUGACACAAAUGGUUAUUGCAGUGUCCAGAAUUGUGACAAUGGAGUAGGUAAAUCAAAAGGAAAUGCUGGGGUUUGUAAUCAGUGCUUAAGCAAUUAUCCGUAUUAUUAUGACAACAAUUGCCACCAAUGCAAACAAGGCUAUUAUACCAAAAAUGGUAUUUGUAAUCGAUGUAAUGGGUGUUCUUCUUGUUACAGUAAUGGGUGUAAAGAAGGAACGUGUUUAAAAAAUUAUUAUGGAAAACAAGUUUGGAAUAAUGAUCAACAGUAUUUCGAAUAUCAAUGUAUUCCAUGUGGAGUUGGAUGUUUUUCUUGUACUUCUGGCGGUUGUUCGGCAUGUAAUACUGGGUUUUAUUUUGAAAAUGGAGUUUGUGUAACGUGUCCCAACACAUGUUCUCGGUGUUCUACAACAAGUCCAGAGUGUAUAUCAUGCCAGCAAAACUAUGUGUUCCAAAAUCCCAAAACCCCCGAAUGUGAUUUUUGUUCUUCUUUUGACUCGAAUUGUAAAACAUGUGAUUCAAAUUUUCUUAGAAAAUGUUAUGAGUGUCAAAGUGGGUACUAUCCAUCUUCUUCGACUGACAUGUGUAUCAAAUGUUCUUCAACGUGUGAAUCAAAUGGGUGUAACACUGUCACUGGAGUAUGUCAAACAUGCGCUGAUGGAUACACAAAAACAACACCUCCAGGAAUAACGUGUGGUUCAUGUUCUGAUUUUGAUUCUAAUUGUGAAACGUGCUCAAAAACAUCCAGAAAAUGUGACAAAUGUAAAGUUGGUUAUUACCCACAAACCAAUUCACCAUUUACAUGUCAACAAUGUGAUGAUACAUGUGGUAAUAAAUGUGAUCAACAAUACGGGUAUUGUACUUCGUGCAAACUUGGUUAUGUUUUAAAACUUGAUAAACAGUCUUUAAUAUGUGAGUCUUGUCAAACAUUUGACCCGAAUUGCCAGACAUGUGCUUCAAAUGGAGAGAGAAAGUGUAUAACUUGUAAAGAUAAGUACAGACCUGCCAGUAAUGGGACUUGCAUCAAAUGUGAUUCAACUUGUUUGGACAACUGUGAUGGAACAAGUGGAAUUUGUACUAAAUGUGUGAGUGGCUAUGUUCCUUAUAACCCAACACAAACAACUUGUCAAGAAUGUUCAAAUUUCGACACAAAAUGUAUUCAAUGUACAACAAACAACACCCGCACUUGUAUAAAUUGCAAUAGCCAGAUGUACCCAUCUGAACAACAAAAUAAUGAUGUUGUUUGUGUUAAUUGUGACUCAACAUGUGCCGAUUGUGACACUACAAAUGGUGGCUGUAAAAAGUGUUCAACAGCAAAUUGGGUUGUCACAGAACCGAUAUCGAUACGAUGUGAGAUGUGUUCCACUUUUGAUUCAAAUUGUGAGACGUGUAUUUCUGAUUCAAGUCGUCUUUGUAUAACAUGCAAAAGCGGUCUUCGUCCAAACACAACAAGUGGGAAGUGUGUUGGGUGUGGGUUGCACUGUGUAUCUGGUGCGUGUGACCCAACGAGUGGGAUUUGCAACCAGUGUGAUACAAAUUAUGUGUUUCAGAGCACAAAGACUGACCAAUGCGAGAGUUGUUCAACAUUUGAUACCAAUUGCGCCUUCUGUUCAUCAGACUCAACUAGGAAGUGCAAACAAUGUAAGGCAGGGUAUUACCCGAAGACAUCUGGCGACUACAUGUGUCAGAGCUGUGAUGCAACAUGUGGUGGAAAGUGUGAUACAACAACUGGAGUGUGUGCUGGGUGCACAAGUGGGUAUGUACCAACAUCGCCAAUCACCAACAAAUGUGAGACGUGCAGAACUUUUGACACAAAUUGUGUUGAGUGUGAAACAGACCAGCGAAAGUGCAUCAACUGUCAGAGUGGAAUGUAUCCAAACACAAGUGGGACAUGCACCCCAUGUGACGCAACAUGUAAUGGGCAGUGCAACACAUCAACUGGUGUCUGUACAGGCUGUGUUACAAACUAUGUCUUUAAUGACCCACCAGACAAAGUGUGUGUUACCUGCAAAUCAUUUGACACAAAUUGCAUCACCUGUGCCUCAGAUAACACGCGGCGAUGUUACCAGUGUGAAGACACGUAUUACCCGGGCAGUGACGGUGUGUGUGUCAAGUGUGCAUCUGGGUGUGAGACGUGCAGCCCAAUCACUGGUGUGUGCUCAAAGUGUGUUACACAAUACGUCCCAAGUGCAAGCGACACCAAGUUGUGUCAGUCAUGUGAGUUGUUUGAUUCGAACUGUUUGCAGUGUGCAAGUACAUUUACGCGAACAUGCACAACAUGCAAAACAGAUGCGAUGUAUCCACAAAACGGAAUAUGUGUGCCAUGCGAUUUGCCAUGCAAUGGAAAAUGUGACCCAACCAACGGGAACUGUCGAAGUUGUUUGUCUGGAUAUGUGUUGACAAGUCCUGUUUCAAAAGUGUGUGAGAGCUGCCAGACAUUCGACAAUCACUGCCAAGCAAACUCAUGUGCGUCAAAUGGAAGCCGCAUUUGCACAAAUUGUAUGGUUGGUUACUUCCCACAGAGUGAUGGGAGAUGUGGACUGUGUGAUACAACAUGUGGUGGGAAGUGUAACACAGUAAGUGGGGUGUGCACCGGCUGUUCAUCCAACCACGUCUACAACCCAAGCAACACAAAGACGUGCAGAGCGUGUUCGUUGCUUGAUGCAAACUGUUCUAUUUGUGAUAACAACUUUGGCAAUGAGAAAUGUAUUUCGUGUAUAACAGGGUAUUACCCAGACAGCAAUGGGAAGUGCAUUUUGUGUGACAACACGUGUGGUGGUAAGUGCGACACAACAACGGGUGUCUGCACUGGGUGUCUUGAUGGGUAUGUCAAGAACGGGAUGAGCUGCAUCAGCUGUGCUGCCUUCAAUGCGGAUUGUGAGACGUGCGACAGCAACUAUGAGAAGAAGUGCACUGUCUGCAAGAACAACAAGUACUCAGUUGAUGGUGUCUGUGUGAAAUGUGAUGAAGUGUGUGAAAACUGCGAUGGUGUGACUGGGAAGUGCAAGUCAUGUAGUGAAAACAGUGUUGUACAGGCUGGCAGCACUGACACGUGUGAGACUUGCAGCACCUUCGACUCGCUGUGUGUGACGUGUGCAAGCGAUGCAACACGCAACUGCGUCAAAUGCACAACAAACAAUUACCCCGUAUUUCAACUGAAUGGCGAGAAAAGAUGCCAACAAUGCAACACGACAUGCAAUGGAAACUGUAACACAGAGACUGGCUAUUGCAAGAGCUGCUUGUCAAACUACGUCUUUGUCAGUGCAACAAGUCUUGUCUGUGAGAGUUGCAAAUCAUUUGAUCAGCACUGCACAACUUGCUCGACAACAUUUGAAAGAAGGUGUGUUACGUGUGACACGAAGUAUCGUCCUGAUAAUAAUGGUACAUGUGUUUUGUGUGACUCCACGUGUGCAAACAGUUGUGAUGGAAGCACUGGAUACUGCAUGUCAUGUGCAACUGGAUUUGUGUUGUCUGCAUCACCAUCACAGCACUGCAUACCAUGCGAACAGUUUGACACGUAUUGUGCUGAGUGUCCAGGUGGUGCAGAGAGGAAGUGCAGUGUCUGUAAGGCAGGGUAUUACCCGAAGACAUCUGAUGAUUUUAAGUGCCAGAGCUGUGACGCAACAUGUGGUGGCAAAUGUGACACAAUAACAGGAGUGUGUGCUGGGUGCACAAGUGGGUAUGUACCAACAUCGCCAAUCACCAACAAAUGUGUCACGUGCAGAACUUUUGACACCAAUUGUGCAAAAUGUGUUAGUGAUAAGAGAGAGUGUGCAAUGUGUGUGAGUGGGAUGUAUCCAAACACUGUAAGUCAUAUAUGUGUUGAUUGUGACGCAAGUUGUAAUGGGCAAUGCAACACAGCAACUGGUGUCUGCACAGGAUGUGCUACAAACAACGUCUUCACUGACCCGCCAGACAAAGUGUGUGUUACCUGCAAAUCAUUUGACACAAACUGCAUCACCUGUUCGCCAGACUUUUCAAGGAAGUGCAAAGUGUGUACAAUUGGGUACUAUCCAGAUGAAGCAUCUGGCAAAUGUGUUGCGUGUUCCACAAUACCAGAUUGCAACGCAUGUUCGUCUGAUGCAAAGAAGUGCCUGACGUGCAAAGAUCCGUUUAUUCAGAAGAGUGGCGGUUGUGAAAGCUGUCCAAUUGGAGAACACAAGUUCAGCGAGACAACAUGUUCAAAGUGUUACAACACAAUUGACAAUUGCAACACGUGUGAUACAAUUUCUGUUGGCAAAGCAAGAUGUAACUUGUGCAUUUCCCCUUACGUUUUGAAUGACACCAAAUGUGAAUUGUGCCAACCGAAUGAAUACUUUGACAACACAACAGGCACCCCAAAGUGUGUUAAGAAUGAUAUUAAUUGUGACAUUUUAUUAAACAAAGAAAGUUGUCUGGACUGCAGUGACACCUUCUUUGUUUCCAACUCAAAAUGCGUUUCCUCUGGUAGUUGUGAGUCACCAACUUUAACUUCGUGUGACUGUUCAGACCAAAUCUCGAUCAACUCAAAAUGUACAGUACAAAUAAAUCGCUGUAAAUACCAGAAAUCCAAGAAGGGUGUUUCAACGUGUAUUACAUGUGUUGAUAAUUAUACUUUGAAUAAUGGUAAUGUGUGUGAACAACAGAGUGUGUAUGGGUUGGUGAGAAACGGAGUGGUUUUCGGUUGUAAAGCAGGAACGUAUUUGACAACACAAAACACGUGUGACAGUUGUGGUGGAUCAAAUGCAGUGUGUGCAACUCAAAACAAGUAUUUGAAAUGUGGCGAUUCGACAAUACUUGAUAUAGAACAGAUGGCGUGCACCACCUAUACGCAAUGCAAUUCAGUUGUCGAUGGGCUGUGUGUCCAAUGCAAACAAAAUGACAUGGAAAUUAGCAAAGGAAAGUGUUCGAAAUGCGAGACUGAAAACUGUGAUAUCUGUGUUGGAGGAACGUGUCAAAUAUGCAAAGUGAAUUACUUGAUGUACAGCACUAAUCGAUGUGUUAACAAAGAACAAGUCAACUGUAAACGCACAAGCCAGAGUGGGUGUGCACAGUGUGAGGCUGGGUAUUACCAAGUUGACACAAAGAAUAUUGAAGGCAAGUACGACUUCUGCACAAAAGCGGAUGUUGAGUUGCACUGCAAAUACUACUCACUCAACACAACAAAAUGCAUUGAGUGCCAAGACGCCUUCAACAUGAAAGGUGGUGUGUGUGCUGAACAAUUUGACGAUCUCAAUAAAGUCAACGAAACAAAGACGUCAGUGUACAACAUGAAAAGUGCACUAAAAAAACAAGAAGAAGUCGACUGUUUGACACGAAACAACAAAGGAUGUCAGCGAUGUCCAAAUGGGUAUUACCUGAACAAAAACAGUUGUGAGAAGUGUGUGAAUGACUGUCUGAGUUGCUACAAUGCAACAUAUUGCACCGUAUGUAACCGUGGAUACUUCCUUGACUUGUCUAUGAAAUGCCAGACACUUGGUGAAUUGGCCAAAAAGUGUGAAGUGACAUUACCAGCUGGUGGAGGUUGCGCUAUUUGCAAAGUUGGGUAUUACAAAGUCGAGAAAGAUUGUGAUGCGUGUGACGAGUCGUGUGAUAUGUGUUUGAAGAAAGACGAGUGUUUGUCUUGUAAAGAUGGGUAUUUCAAAAUUCAAAGUGAAUCAAACAAAUUAUGUUCAUCAAACACAACACUCUCAAACUGUUUACAAUCAAAUCUCGAAGGGUGUAUACUAUGUAAUGAGUCUUUCUUCUUACAAAAUGGACGCUGUUUUUCAUGCAAAGAAAGUUGUGCGACUUGUGUAAAUAGUGAAGAGUGUUUAUCCUGUGGAGUCGAUGAAAUCUUAGUUAAAGGAGGUUGUGUCGAUUACCACACCGUAUUACAUUGUACAUCAGCAGACAACUCGAAGUGUACUUCAUGCGAAGGGAGUAACAAAGUCUCAGAUGAUGGUGAGAGUUGUGUUUCUAAGACGAAUUAUGGAGUAGUUAUUGGUAUACCUGUAGCCAUCUUUAUCUUCUUUAUAAUCAUUAUCGCAUUGAUAUUAGUUGUAGUCUACCUCCUCAUAUUAAGUCGAAAGGAGAAGAAGAAAAUGAAAAACAUCUGUGUCUUUGAAAUGAAGCGAUCGAACAUUGAAAUGGUUCAAAUCAAUUCAGUUCUAUCUUCAAAUAAGAAGUUGAUUAAAUUCAAUUUAGAGGAUGACUCUUCUAUUCCAGUAGAUGAAGAAACAAGGGAUUUGAUAUGUAUUGGAAACACAUCAAAACACAACAUGAAAGUCCAGUUUAGUGUUAUAGAAGGGUGUGACCACUAUGAAAUACGGACAGUGCCAACUUUAAUAACUUUAAAAAGAGGAGAAGCUUGUGAAUUUGAGAUAUUUAUCAAGCCUUUGUGUUCAUGCCAUUUAGAAGAAGAUAUUAUGGUCAUUGCACUUGACAUAGAAACUGGUGUACAAUAUAACGAGAAGAUCAAAGUCGAGACGUCCACUGCGAACUCCACAAAAUUGGAUUAUCAUGAGUUGAUUGAUGAAAAGAAGCUUGGUGAAGGCUCUUUUGGUAUCGUUUACAAAGGGAAAUACCACGAAAAGACAGUGGCAAUCAAGAAGAUGAAGAACGCACAAGCGACAAAGAGUGCAAUAGAGGAGUUUACAAAGGAAGUUGCAAUGUUAGACAAAUUUAGAAGUGAUUACAUUAUCCACUUUUAUGGAGCGUGUUACAUCCCAAGUCAUGUGUGUAUGGUCACCGAAUUUGCGGAACAUGGAAGUUUGGCCGAUAUGUUUAAUAAAGAGCAACAAAUAGCAGACAAGAUGAAGGUGAAGAUCAUCUUAGAUGCUACAAAAGGUAUUCUAUAUUUACAUGAAAAUGGCAUCUUACACAGAGACAUCAAACCAGAUAAUAUUCUUGUUAUUACAUUGGAAGAGAACAUCAAAGCUAAUGGCAAAUUGACUGAUUUCGGGUCAUCUAGAAACGUCAAUCAAAUGAUGACUAAUAUGACAUUUACUAAAGGGAUUGGGACUCCUAAAUAUAUGGCGCCUGAAGUCUUGAACAAACAACACUAUAAAAUGUCGUCUGAUGUCUAUUCUCUGGGAGUCACGUUCUAUGAAGCACUUAUAUGGGGUGAAGCAUAUCCAAAACAAAGGUUCAAAUUUGCUUGGAGUAUCGCAGACUUUGUUACAAGUGGAAAAAGACUGGAAUGCCUUGACAAUAUGAACCAAGACGCUUACAACAUCAUUUCAAAGAUGUGGGAAAGUGAAGCUGAUAAGAGAAUUAAAAUUGAAAAAGUGGCAGAACAACUCCAGACGCUUCUUGACAUAAUCAAUGAUAACAACAUCACAAGCAAAAAGAACAUCUCUGUUACAAUCGUUGAUCUCUUAAAAACCGCCGUGCAGACUUUGCGUUUUUUAAAAACUCAAUUAGAUAAUUUUAGGAAGAAGGAACAGGAAAAUAAAAUAAAAUUUAAAUUAUUUGAUUAA
Entamoeba invadens IP1 is the source of this 7995-nucleotide messenger RNA. Its product is annotated as protein serine/threonine kinase, putative. Gene Ontology annotation, biological process: protein phosphorylation. The coding region runs from base 1 to 7995 and encodes 2664 amino acids. Lineage: Eukaryota; Evosea; Mastigamoebida; Endamoebidae. Gene Ontology annotation, molecular function: ATP binding; protein kinase activity. The transcript is spliced from 3 exons. The record is from RefSeq and is a predicted model, not a curated record.